This is a messenger RNA of Plasmodium gaboni, 2958 nucleotides long. RefSeq names its product putative metallo-hydrolase/oxidoreductase. Bases 1 to 2958 code for a protein of 985 amino acids. The record is from RefSeq and is a predicted model, not a curated record. Gene Ontology annotation, molecular function: 3'-tRNA processing endoribonuclease activity. Gene Ontology annotation, cellular component: nucleus. The transcript has a single exon. Lineage: Eukaryota; Apicomplexa; Aconoidasida; Haemosporida; Plasmodiidae.
AUGAUAGAAUUAUUUCUUACUGCUAAUAAAAAGAAGAGGAAAAAGAAGUAUGUUAUUUUAUUUCUCUAUAUUGUUUUAUGUUCCGUUAUACAAAUUUGCAUGACAUAUAAGAUAAGAAGAAAAAACAUAUCACACAAUUUAAUAAAUUACAUAGAUAAGAACAAUUUGUUAUCAUAUAAUAUAAAUAGAAAAAAGAAAAGAAGGAAAGAAUACUUUAUAAAUGUUACUAAAAGGAAUUUAAAAAAAUUAUGGAGGGAGAAAAAAAAGAAUUUCUCAUUAUAUCAUAAUAAUAAUAAUAAUAAUAAUAAUAAUUCUGGAGAAUAUAUAUGUAUAAAAAAUGAGAAUAAAAAAAUGAUAAAUACAAUAAAAGAGUGUGUUGAUAACUUGUUAUUUAUUAACCGUUAUUUAGUUGAAGAAAUGUUAGAAGAUGAUAAUAAAAAAAAAUAUGAAGACACAAAUAGAGAAAAUAAUAAUAUAAAUGUAGAUGUAACAACAAAUAACCUUUUGCCAAAGGAUAAUUAUUUUGUUGAUAAAAAAAAAAAAAAUAUAAUUAAUAGUUAUAUUGAAGAAAUGGAUAAAUUUCUAGAAACAUAUGAUUUUAAUAUAAACAAAGAAGAAAUAUUGAAUUAUGAAAAGUAUAUAUUAAAUGUUAUUCUUUAUAAUACAGUUAUAAUAAAUAAUAAUAAUGUUUGUCAAAAGAAUUAUAUGGAUAAGGUUAUUUUUAAUUAUAUUAAUUUGGUUCUCUUAAAUAAGGCAUAUAGGAUGGACGACACAGGUGGUACUACACAUUAUGUAGAAAAUAUAGAUAAUAAAAAUAAUAUUUGCGAUAAAGAUAAUAAAGAUAAUAUUUGCGAUAAAGAUGAUAAAGAUAAUAAAGAUAAUAUUUGCGAUAAAGAUAAUAAAGAUAAUAAAGAUAAUAUUUAUAAUAAAGAUAAUAAUUAUAAUAAUUACAAUAAUGACAAUAAAGAUGUAAUUACAUUUAAUGUUUCAAAUAACACAUAUAAUAUGCAACAUAUCUGUAAAAAAUUAGUAAUGAUUAAAAAGGCUGUGAUAUAUUUGAUGAAAAAAUAUAAUAUAAAAAUAGAUGAGUUAUAUAUAGACCCAACAUCUCAUGAUAUAAAAAUAAAAAGAAAUAUUUUUGAAGAUAAUAUAGAAAAAAAAAGUGAUUGGAAAUUAAUAUUUUUAGGUACUGGAUCUAUGUACCCAUCAACUAGUAGAGGCACAUCAUCAUUUAUUUUUCAAACAAUAAAAAAAAAAUGUAAUGAAGCUUUUUUGUUUGAUUGUGGAGAAAAUACAUUUAUAGCAUUACAAAAAGCUAAUAUUAAAGUUAGUAAAAUAAAAAAUAUUUUUAUUACUCAUUUGCAUGGUGAUCAUUGUCUAGGGUUAAUUUCUGUGUUAACCAUGCUGAGAAAUAUGAAUACAAUAAAUAUAUAUGGCCCAGAAGGAUUAUAUAGAUUUUUAAAAAAUAAUUUUAUUUGUACCUAUUCUAAGAGAAUAGCUAAAUUCUGUGUUUACGAAUUGAAAGAUGGAAACAUAACAAAUGCUUCCAAUCAAAAAAGUGUAAAUAAUAAUAACAGUUCUUAUAAUUUUAAUAAUAGUAAAAAUAAACGGAAUUUAGAGUAUAUAUAUAAAAAUGAACAGAAUUAUUAUCCUAUAUUAAAAAAUGACUUUAUCGAAAUAAAUGCUUUCCCUAUUAAACACACAAUACCAACUGUAGGAUAUAUAAUAAAAGAAAUAAAUGUAGAAAAUAAAUUUAAUGCUAAUUAUAUUGAUUCACUUAUAAAAAAAAAUUAUGAUGAAUUAAAAAAAUGUGAAAAUUUAGAUUAUGUACCUUAUAAAAUAUAUGAAAAUAUCAUAAGGAAAAUGAAUUAUAAUGAUGUAAUAAUAUUUCCUGACCAAACAAAACUUACUUUUUAUAAAGCAUAUAAAGAAAUCUAUAAAGAAAGAAAAAUAGUAGUAUGUCAAGAUACAUACGAUGCAUCGAAUUUAGAAGAACAUGCAAAGGAUGCUGAUGUUUUAAUACACGAAUCUACUAAUAGUCUUGUCGAUUUAACACAUGAUUUACAAGCUGGCAAUGGAUUAUAUGAAGAUAUACCUACCAUGGUUAUGUUGUCAAAAAAUAGGAAUCACAAUGUGCAACAUUUAAAUAAAAAAAGUGACAUAAAAGAUACAGGUGGUGACAUAAAAGAUACAGGUGGUGACAUAAAAGAUACAGGUGGUGACAUAAAAGAUACAUGUGGUGAUAUAAAAGAUACAUGUGGUGAUACAAAAUAUACACAUGAUGAUACUAAUGUAAAUACACAUGAUGAUACUAAUGUAAAUACACAUGAUGAUACUCAUGUAAAUACACAUGAUGAUACUCAAGUAAAUACGUGUGACGACAGGAAUCAUUGCGAUAUUGAAAAAGUAGAUGAAAACACAACAUAUAAAAGCCACAAAUCAAAUAUCCUUUUUACAAAAAAUACAAAUAAUGAUGAGCUCAUGAAAAGCUAUAACAAAAUAAUUUCUGAACGAGGACAUUCCACAGCUAAUAUGGCUGGAGAUUUUGCCAGAAAAAUUAAUGCGAGGAAAUUAAUUUUAACUCAUUUUUCACAAAGAUAUAUUGGAGACAACAAAUUAAAAAAUGUCCUUGUCAUGAAAAAGAUAGAAAAAGAAGCAAUGCUUUCUUUUUUAUCAGGUGAUCCAAAAGAAGAGAUAAAUGAUAAGAAUGAUAAUAUAAAUAGAGAUGAUUACACAAAUAAUAGUAACAGUAUAAAUAACAAUCAUCAAAAUGUUGAUAAUAAUGAUCUACAUAAUGGAAAUGAAAAACAUGGAAUUACAAUUAAUAAACAUAUUAAUAUAAAUAAAAGUAAUAAUCAAAUAUUUAAAAACAAGAAAGAUAAAUUUUCUUAUGAUAAAGAAGUAAUUGCUGCAUAUGAUGGAUUAAUAGUACAUAUCCCACCACAACGAAAACAAUGA